GUGAAAGAGAGCGGCGGCUUGUGCAGUCCCCCAAAGGCUACAUUGCAUGCGCUUCAGACUCUGGCGGCGUUCGUCACAUCAGGAAAGUUGCAACAGCUUCUCGCGGAUUAUCGCAGAGAAUUCGUUCGCCAGAGCCAAAACACCCCUAAAACCAAACAGAGCCUGCGGACUGUCAAAAAUAUCGCUGCCACGAAAAAAGCUAUCGCUUCCGCAACCUCACACUUGCGACCUCCCGGCAGUUUGGCAAGCGCGGAAGAUGAAGACGAUUUACUGGCACCUUUUCCGCGUCUUCGCCGGGUCUUCACUCGCGCGUUGGUACGAAACGAAGAGGCCGCUUUGCUUUUGCGCGACUGCACAACCGUGGCGUGCUUCGACGACGGUGCGGACCUCUUGCGAGCGCUUCUGAACAGCGAGCCGCUGUUUUGCGAUACGAAUUUUUUCAUAUGUGCAGCAAACCACGACCUUGCUUUGCGUGGCGAUGUUCGCAAAUUUCUUGAGAGAGAGUCGGUUGCGGCCGCGGAAGCUGGUACUCAUAUUUCAGCGGGCAUACGUAAUGUUGGGCGCACAGUGCGCUCCGCUGAUGAAGCAUCGAUGGAGUGGAGCCUUGGACGACUGUUUCUUACGCCGAGUGUUGGAGGCGAGGUGGCAAAGAGCAAAAAAGCGAACAAAAAAAUGAAAACAGGCCGAGGUGGAGCAGGAGUGAUUGGCGGAAAAUCGAUUACCGAGAUGGUCGUAGAGGCUGCAUCAUCGGUCCCGUCAUUGCCAGUGUCACUUUUCGAAGGAUGCCGUACUGAUACGGAGCAAUCAACUGAAGAUGAAAAGAGCAGAGGACGACCACGCAGUGGAAGUGGCACCAGGACGAGAGUCAGUGUAAUUAAUGCGAGGAAAAGUAGAAGGACCUUGUCUAAAUCGCCAGGCGCGACCAAGACACGAGAAGGAGCACGGGCUGCUGAGCGCGCGUCAAACACCUCAAACACCGCGGACGGUACACGUAGAAGCUCGGUGGGCACGACACAGAGGCUUUCAACCUCAACACCAAUCAGUGGAGGCUCCAGGAGUCCGGAGAAGGACACAUUAGCAGGGAUCGAAGAAGUGUCACCUGCAAGUGUCGAAAUUUCUCCGCAGCGCUCUUCUAAAGCUGUCGAUGUCGCUGAAGCGGCUACUCUUCCUCUGUACUAUAGCGAUCCAGACGAGGGCGUUCCAGGAGUCGGGCACGAGCGCCGAAACACCAACAUAGCAAGAACAUCUUCAUCUUCUAGGGAGUCCAAGACGGCAGCGAGUACGACAACUUCGAAAGACCGUCGCAAGAGUUCCCCAGACGGACGGAGAUCUCCAACCGAACGUGCGCUUCUCGACUCGCCCACUUCACACUUGCGGCGUGGUGGCGGGGACCACUCAGGGGCUGCACCACGUUCUUCACUCGGAGAUAGAGAAGCGACGAAAAACACGGCAGCUACGUCUACUUCAAGAACAGAAAAUGAUGGCGAAGUUACGGCUUUGGGCGGUGCCAGUUUUGAGCGCUUUGGAACGACGGCACUGAUUCCGGAUGAAGCAGAUCUUCAUUACCUUACACGGGACGAGGCACUUGCCGCGCGUUUGAUUCUUGCGCGACUGCGUCAUCGUGGCCACAGAAAGAUCCCCGCAGAUCGCGUACGACGUGCCGUUUUUCGCUGCACUCGCGGUGCCUGGAUGCAACAGCUGGGAACGCGUCUCCUGAACCUACUCCAUUCGCGUAUCUGCACUUUGAUGAAGGGAGCAGCCCGACGGAAGAAGGAGGCGCUUGAGGCUGCUCGCGAAGAAGCGCUGCUUGCGAAAAUUGAAGCCGAAAGGAGGGAAAACGAAUUGUUGAGCCCGAGCGCGGCUGAUGCGGGAGGAGCCGCGGAUCCUUCAUCAGAGCGCUAUGAGGAGCCGCCACAGCCGAAGUGGCUAGGGGAAGAGCUUGAGUUCGAAAGAAUCGGUGUUGAAGAGAAAACCCCGGAAGAGAAGAAAACAACAGCCAAACUUGUGCAAGCAAGGCAGCUGUUGUCCGACGUUGUUGCGGUAUUAAACUCUGCAGUGGCCAUGCUGAAAGACGCCAGCGCGCGGCA
Molecule: messenger RNA, 2087 nt
Organism: Amoebophrya sp. A25
Lineage: Eukaryota; Dinophyceae; Syndiniales; Amoebophryaceae
Source: the annotation of a GenBank genome assembly